Gymnodraco acuticeps is the source of this 1453-nucleotide messenger RNA. RefSeq lists its product as uncharacterized. Gene Ontology annotation, molecular function: protein dimerization activity. NCBI's taxonomy places the organism in Eukaryota, Metazoa, Chordata, Actinopteri, Perciformes, Bathydraconidae. The transcript is spliced from 3 exons. The coding region runs from base 1 to 1362 and encodes 453 amino acids. The record is from RefSeq and is a predicted model, not a curated record.
AUGACGGAUAGCAUGAAAGAGGAGCUGAGGAAGGCACCUUUUGUUGCGGUCAUGUUGGAUGAAACGACAGACAUUAGCAACGUGGCGCAGAUGUCAUAUGUGCUUCGAUAUGUCACUGACGAUGGGAUAAAAGAGCGUUUCUUCAAGUACGAAGAUGUGACAGAGGACAAACGAGCAGAGGCCAUAGCUACACGGCUGCUGGAGUUCCUGAGGGAGAGUGGCUGUAUUGACAAAGUGGUCGCAGCAGUGCUACGAUGGAGCAGCUGUUAUGGCCUCUGGAUUGAAUGGGCUUCCAAGAUAAGAGAGUGUAAGGUCUUCUUCUCCCACCUCUCUGGCUUGGCCACCUUUUUCAGCCGCUCAGCAAAGCGCACCAAGCUACUGGAUGAUAUUUGCCAGCAUAGGCUUCCACGGGCAGCUCCUACUCGCUGGUGCUUUCAUUCUUGCUUGGUGUGCACAGUGGCAGAUAAGACCAGGGAAUUGAGAGAGGUGUUCGAGCACAUCGUAGACCAUCACACAGAGUUUGAUGACGAAACUGUUCAUUGCUCUGAUGGAUACAUCACCCUCCUUACCAGCUUCGAUUUCAGCUUUUGGUUGAAAACCUUCCACGCUAUCUUCUCCUACUCGGAUGUUGUUUUUGAAAUACUUCAGAACAAAGGUUUUGAUAUGCAGUUCUGCCUGGCCAGAGUGGAUCAGCUACAGCGACAAAUUGAACAGGAGAAGGGGAACUUUGACAGCGUCUACGAUGAAACCCAGGCUUUGGUUGGCCCUCCGCGCGGCCGUGGAGCUCAAGGAGACGUUCGUGCACGGUACAGGGAGCUCCACUGCAGCGUAAUUGACAGCCUGCUAACCCAGAUUUCCAACCGCUUCAGUGACCACAAAAAGCUGGAAUUCCUGGCCCUUCUGGACCCGCAACAGUUCGGGUAUUACUGUAACUAUUUCCCAACUGCUGCCUUGAACAGUUUGAUGGAGAGCUAUGGCGGAUAUUUCGACCAGCCUCGACUGCACACGGAACUCGCCGUGAUGUACGGCAUGUCUGACAUUUUGGGGAAAAGCCCAGCCGACAUUCAUCAGUUUCUCCUCAAAAAAGGACUGAGUGAAAGCAUGAAACAGGUGUACACCCUCUCAUGCAUCAUCCUGACAAUACCUGUGUCCACUGCCUCUGUGGAGAGGUCCUUCUCUGCGCUGAAGCGCAUAAAAAGCUACUCGAGGUCCACGACUGGGCAAGUCCGACUGUCAGACUUGGCCUUAAUUUCGAUCGAGAAGGAAUUGCUGAUUGCUUUAAAAGCAAAGGAUCAGCUGCAUGACGACGCCAUCAAGUUCUUCAUCCAAAAAGACAGGAGGAUGGACUUUGUGUUUAGGUGAUUUGAUCAUCAAAGGUAAGUCAAAGUGAUUUUCAAUGUGGGCCGCCGUGCCGACUUAAUUCAUUUGUAAUUGUUACUUGGCUGUGGGUGUC